AACGCGUCGGCGGGUCAUUCGGACCAACGCGUAGAACGGAACACUUCCCUAAAUUAACUGGCAACUGCCACAGUGAAGGUGCCGACAAAGGACUUUCCUCCUGCGUUCUACAAUCCAAUGACCUCAUGAUCUUUUGUACUUAUUUGUGGUUCGAAAAAGGUUCAAAGUAGUUUGCAAACGUCCGAAGGGAUUUUAGAACGUUAGUUGUGGUUUAUAAGACGUGCAGUAGGGUUGGAAAGACCUUUAAUUUAGAGGAAAAAUGGCAUACGUUACCUGUGCUUGUGCCAUAAAACGUUAUUCGCAGUCAAACCACAUUUUUCCCGUUCCUUUAAGUCCGUGCAGUUCCCCACUCUCCCUAAUCGGCGAUAAUGUUGUCGAAGUCACCUGGCAAGCGCAGAUUCUACUUAUUUGAUCGCUGCUCUGGGGGCAUACUGAACCUUAGGUUUGAUUCUGAUCUCCUGGAAUCAUUCUACUCGGAGUGCUCUUUCCCACGAGCAAAGGGAAGAUUUCGCUUUGGUAUCACUUUCAUUGCCAUGGAGUGUGUCGUCUGGAUGUUGUUCUUCGGCAUCACACGACCUCCUCAAUGGAUUUUCUUUCUACUGGGUCUUGCCUGCGAGCUUCUGAUAUCUGUUGCUUCGUUGGGCUCCAGCUUUGUCAGAGAGUUUUUCAAAAAACAUUAUUUGUGGAUAAGCGGGCUCUAUUCCUGCCUCUGCGUUCUUCUAGCACUUCUACCCUUUGCGGUGGAUCAACCUCCUGCUUCUCUGGCAUUUAACUUAAGCUCUUCCAUACAGUUGAUUAUCCUUAUUUACACCAUGAUACCUCUGCGCUUGUGGCAACUUUAUCUCAUCUGUGGACCUCUCAGUUUGAUUCAGCUGACACUUGCCAGUAUUCGUUACGGAUAUAUUGGAGCAUCCAACAUUCUCGUCCAUGUUGUUGCGCACGUGAUUGUCCACAUCAUCGGAUUUAUCCUUUACCUGAUGUCUCAAGUUUGGCGUCGUUCGACCUUCCUUCGUUUGGGAUACAGCGCUUUGAUGCGAAAGGAGUUGAAAAAGGAAAAGGAACUGAGGGAUGAUAUGAUUCGAUCUCUCAUGCCCAAUGAAGUCGCACAAGAGGUUAUGCGAGACGUUGGCCAUGACUCAGGUGCUCAGGAAGUAGACACCGAUGCGGUUGGCUCAACGAGGAAGCCUAAGAAGAAUAAGAAGCACAGGCGGAAAUCCUUCCAGACGACUUCUUCUAAUGCCAUGCAAAACACCAGCGAUUCUGGUGAUGUUGUGGGCUUCUCGGACGUGUUUUACGAUGACGAAGAUGAAAUGGAGGAUAUGAAGCCCUGUGUGGUUAACAAUGCAGAUGUCACUGAACAGGGUGUGGAGGCCAAUGCUGUAGAUGCUGUAACCAGCUCCCCGCGAGGCAGUAUGAUACCAAAGACAGGCGUCGUACCUCCGCAGGCAGUUGCCUUCCGCAAAUUUCACGUCAGCCAACUGGAAAACGUCAGUGUUCUGUUCGCUGAUAUCGUUGGCUUUACUAAAAUGAGUUCCAAUAAGUCCGCUUCACAUCUGGUCUAUUUACUCAACGAUUUGUUUGGCAGAUUCGAUCGUCUCUGUGAACUAACAGGCUGUGAAAAGAUCGCAACAUUAGGCGAUUGUUAUUACUGUGUAGCCGGAUGCCCUAAUUCUGUGGCCGAUCAUGCCGAACGGGCAGUUGAAAUGGGACGCGCAAUGUGUUUGGCCAUUCAGCAGUUCGAUGAGGAUCACAAAGAGGAGGUUAACAUGCGUGUAGGUGUACACACCGGGAAAGUUAUAUGCGGUUUGGUGGGUACCAGGCGCUUUAAGUUCGACGUGUGGUCAAAUGAUGUUACUCUUGCGAAUGAAAUGGAGUCCACUGGACAAGCGGGGAGGGUCCAUAUCUCUGAAGCCACUUACAGCUUUGUAAAGGAUAUUUAUGAAGUGACUGAAGGUGAAGCGGUUCAUGACAUUCGCAAAUUUAAAGUAUUGGUGGAGUUCUUCAAUAAGGAAGAGCAGUGUUUCGCCAUUAAGCACACUCAAGAUGAAUCAAUGAUCAAGACCUAUUUUGUUGAACGUCGUUUCGAUGGUAAACCAGUUUGUUCUGCACCCCAUGGUCUUCCAUUGGAGUCAGGUGUCAUUUCCGUUGAUACUUCACCGGAGACGGAGAUCGCCUGCGUUCCGACACACCCACUUAUCAGCAGCUAUGGAAUUUCCAACAAAGCAGAGGAAAACAAGGAAGCCAGAUUAUCAAAUGCUGCAUCCACAGUUCUUCAGGAACAUCGUGUGUCUCUGGACCAGAAAACUACCAACGUGCAGCCACCUGGACGGGGUUCCGAUGCACAAAUGCUAGAUGCAUUGAAAGGCCUAGCCAAAGUGGAGGAUGUGUUCUCAUUUCCCCCUAUCUCUCGUUUCACACUCAAUUUCUUUGUUCAUAAGGUUGAAUCUCACUAUCGGCGCUUAGGACUUGGACGUCCUAAGGGCAAAGCGAUCAACAGGUUAUCUUGGUCCACUCCACGCAUAGCUCCACUCAUCAAUGGUGCUGUGCAGCUCAUUAUCUUCACAACUGUUCUGAUCACAUGCGUUAUCGUGUUCCCCGGUUCACAGUUAGCUCCUUACCCGUCAAUUUUCUAUGCUGUGGCAUCGGUCGCAGCACUUCUUCACCUUUUGUUUAUGCUACUUCUGUUUGUUGAUUUGGCUGCAUGGAGUUGCCGCCGAUCAGACGUUCCUCAUACUUCCAAUCACAGGGCUUGCAACUGGCGCCGAUGUGCUCUUCGGACCUACGCGUUUUUCUUUAAAUGGCCAUUAAGAAACGUCAUGGGUGCGGUGCUGUUGAUCUUGCCCACCACUGUCGUUUUGUCCAAUUUCUCCCCUUCAUUUUUCUCCGAUUUUGACGCUUAUCCUGACUGGUUUGUAGCUCACUAUCGCCUUCUGAAUGGAUUGUUGUUCACCUUCAUGUUGUUCAACUUCACUCUCUUUGUCUCUUUUUCGUUUUGGACAAAAUCUCUUUCCACACUUGUUGGCUGUGCGGUUACCGUCACAUUGAUCUAUAUCCAAGUGCAACACUCACCGGGUGUAGGCGCAAGAUAUGGUCCAGCCUGGAAAUCUGUCCCUUCCUUGACUCCCACUCCUUGGAUGAAAUCCGUGCUCCAUUCUAGUUUUGUUGCUGAGCUGACGGUGAUUUUGUUCCUUACGUUACUCCUCAUUUCCGCACUGAAUCGCGAAUUCGACAUUAGCUUCCGACUAAGUUUUCAUCGCGACUACGAAGCAUUAGAGGCCAAGCGGGCCAUCGCUCACCAAAAAGUGCAAGCCGACUGGUUACUAGAAAACAUCAUCCCAUAUUAUAUCAUGGAUGAUUUGCGUCAGACGAGUAAGUAUUCCAAACACAUCGAUGAUGCGGCUGUUGUGUUCGCGACGAUUUCCAACUUUGCUGAAUUCUACGACGAACAGUAUCAAGGUGGUCAAGAAAUGCUCCGCGUUCUAAACGAAAUUUUUGCUGACUUUGAGCACUUAUUGGCUGCUACGAAGUACAAGGAUGUAGAGAAGAUCAAGACUAUUGGCGCUUGCUUCAUGGCAGCCUCCGGAUUGAAUUUGUCCCAACGGCAGCGUAAUGAGUUACCUGAUUCACAUUUAUUAGCGCUGAUGGAUUUUGCUCUUGAUCUCGUUCACAUUUUGGACGACUUUAAUCGUCAGAUGUUCAACUUUCAAUUCGAAAUGAAGGUUGGUUACAACAUCGGCGAGGUCACUGCUGGUGUUAUUGGCACCACGAAGUUACUUUAUGACAUUUGGGGUGAUACUGUUAACGUUGCAAGCCGGAUGUACUCCACAGGACAGAAGGGACGGAUUCAGGUCACCGAGGCAGUAGCCAAACGUUUAGAGUCUCAUUACGUUUUUGAUUAUCGCGGCGAAGUUUUUGUCAAAGGUAAAGGCAAUAUGAAGACGUACCUGUUGUCCCAUCGCCGUUCCGUUCAAACUUCAAGCUAGGUUAUUUUUGUAAACAUCACGAUACGUUUGGCGCAUCUUUCUCCUUCCUAUAUAUCCUCUUUGUGAUUACAGAGAUUUGCAUUCAUUUUUUUGACCGCCGUCAUCUCUUGUUUUUUCUUUCAAGCUUUCUGUGCCAGACUAGGAUCUAAUUUCCCCAGCUUACUUUAGCGCGAUCUCACCCACUUCCCAUGUCACAUUUGGAAUCAAGCGGCCAUUGGUCUUUCUUCUUACCAACAUCUGGUUUUGUGAUCAUGAUACAAUUGCUGUUUUUGCCUUGCAGUUUAGUGGGCCAUCGGUGAAAGCCGCGAUUCCGUCUCGCAAAUUUCCCCAUCUAUGCAUUUGUUUUAUCUCCUUCAAACUUGGGAAAACUACCUUGUCAUGUCGCCUCUGAUAGCCAUUACCAUUGUUAUCGCUGAUGCUACGAUCAUCACAACAGUGGAUCUUUUUUCAAUUUUCUUAUAGCCUCAUUCUUGUUAUUUUCGCAGUAGUUAAUUUUUAUAUUUACCAUUGGAUUCAGUUUGAUGUUACUUUAGUCUUCACAAUCUAGUUCGCAUAUUUCCAUACAUUCUACUUAGCGUCUCCCAACACGUGUAUUGCAUCUGCGUUACAUCUGCCAUCGGUAAUCUUCUUCGGUGGAAUUGACAUCUUAUUGGUGCAUUGAGUUCCACGCACAAUAAUUUGAAUCAACGUGUUGCUUUCCAGUGACGUUCUGCGCCAGUCCCCACUGCCUCACACAGAAAAUGUUGUAAUCACUCGUGCUACUGCUUAAGUCCUCAGUAGCUUUUAUUUGGUCUUCACAGGUGCCAAUCUGUGGCGGCAUACUAGCUUGAGCGAUUUACGUG
Messenger RNA from Dicrocoelium dendriticum, 4825 nucleotides. The record is from the annotation of a GenBank genome assembly. NCBI's taxonomy places the organism in Eukaryota, Metazoa, Platyhelminthes, Trematoda, Plagiorchiida, Dicrocoeliidae.